Molecule: messenger RNA, 3253 nt
Organism: Haplochromis burtoni (Burton's mouthbrooder)
Lineage: Eukaryota; Metazoa; Chordata; Actinopteri; Cichliformes; Cichlidae
Product: protocadherin alpha-3-like
Exons: 3
Coding region: 14-2410 (798 amino acids)
Biological process (GO): homophilic cell-cell adhesion
Cellular component (GO): plasma membrane
Molecular function (GO): calcium ion binding
Source: RefSeq, a predicted model, not a curated record
CAACUGGACAACAAUGAGGAAUGGAAGACCGUAUCGAUGCUGUGAGUGCUUCUGGGUUGCUUUUUAUUUGACACUGCUGCUGGUUUUCGGAAAGCGGGCUUUGGCUGAUUUGAGAUACUCUGUUCCGGAGGAGGUCAAAGAAGGAACUACUGUUGGAAAUGUGGCCAAGGAUCUUGGUAUUGACAAAACCUCUUUGACUGAUCGUCGGUUCCGUGUUGUUUCUGGAUUUAAGGACGCGUUUUUCGAGGUAAACCCGGACAAUGGGGCUUUACAGGUUCGUAAGAAAAUCGACAGAGAAAAGCUUUGUCACGGUAGCGGUUCAUGCCUCAUUGAGCUAAAAAUCCUUGUUGAAAAUCCCCUGGAAAUGCAUCAUAUUGCUGUAGAAAUUGCUGAUGUAAAUGAUCACUCCCCCAGCUUUUCUGAAAAGGAGCAGACCUUUGAAAUGGCCGAGCAUACAUCUCCGGGAACACGAUUCCAGCUUCACCCGGCUCGUGAUCCUGAUGCCGGAAUAAACUCUAUCCGCAUAUACACACUAACGUCAAACGAGCAUUUCGAUAUUGAGAUUAGUCAAAGUGAUGAGGAGAAAAUACCAUUUCUAGUGCUGAAGACAUCUUUAGACAGAGAACAAAAGAAUAAACACUUGCUAACUGUAACAGCAGUUGAUGGAGGUAAACCUCCAAAAUCUGGCACGCUUAAUGUAUCCGUUAUUGUUCUUGACAGUAAUGAUAAUCGCCCGACAUUCAGUCGGGAGACUUACCAAAUUGAAAUAAAAGAAAAUGUCUCUGUUGGUGCUGUUGUUGCAACUGUAGCUGCUAUAGACCCAGAUGAAGGCACUAACGGGGAAAUAGAAUACAGCCUGAGCAAAACAUUAGCGCGUAAAGUUUAUCAGAUAUUUGAACUGGAUAGUGUAAGUGGACAAAUUACGCUAAAAGUAGCAUUAGAUUUUGAGGAUUCUGAGAUUUAUAAACUAGACGUUGAAGCAUCUGAUAAAGGACAACCUCCAUUAAUCGGAAGGUGUAGAGUAAUAAUAAAGAUACAAGACAUUAAUGAUAAUGCUCCAGAAAUAGAAGUCACGUCACUAUCAAAUACAGUAACCGAAGAUUCAAAGCCUGGCACAGUUAUUUCACUUAUCAGUGUAACGGAUAAAGACUCUGGACUUAAUGGAAAAAUAAUUACACACAUGACCGACAAUGCACCUUUCGAAUUAAAACCUUCUUACAAGGAAAACAUAUAUUCCGUGGUCACGAAGGGAGUGUUAGAUCGAGAAACUGUACCAGAAUACGAAGUAAUAAUAACAGCUACAGACUGUGGUGAGCCUCCUUUAUCGAGUUUUAAAACUCUUAGCAUUCAGAUAGCAGAUGUAAAUGACAACAGUCCACAAUUCACCCAAAACCCAUUACAGUGUUACCUGACAGAAAAUAACUUCGCAGGUGCGCCAAUAUUUUCUGUGAGUGCGGUAGACCUCGAUGCAAAUGAAAACGCAGCUAUUUCAUAUCAUCUUCUGAGAGAAGGUGGUGAAAAUUAUGUAAUAUCUUUUCUAAAUGUGAAUUCAGAUAAUGGACAAAUCACUGCGCUAAAAAGUUUUGAUUUUGAAUCGCUGAAAACUUUCCAGUUCCAAGUUGUUGCCUCAGAUUCUGGAACUCCGCCACUAAGCAACAACGUCACAGUCAACGUCUUCAUCCUGGAUCAGAACGACAACGCUCCAGCCAUCCUGUAUCCACUCAGCUCCAACGGCUCUGCUCAAGGUGUGGAGGAGAUUCCCCGAAACGUCAACGCAGGACACUUGGUGACUAAAGUCAGAGCCUAUGACGCUGAUAUAGGAUAUAACGGCUGGUUGCUCUUUUCACUGCAGGAAGUUACUGACCACAGUCUCUUUGCUUUGGACCGCUAUACAGGACAGAUCAGAACACUUCGCUCAUUCACAGAGACAGACGAGGCUGAGCAUAAAUUGCUCAUACGAGUCAAAGACAACGGCAACGUUUCUCUCUCAGCAACAGCUACUGUGAUUGUCAAACUUGUGGAGCCUAAAGAGGCUUUUGCAGCUUCUGAUGUUAAAAGUGCAGCAAACGAUGAUGAGGACAGUAAUGUCAUAUUUUACCUCAUGGUAACUUUGGGCGCAGUUUCUGUGCUUUUUCUCAUCAGUAUCAUCGUUCUGAUUGCAAUGCAGUGCUCCAAAUCCACAGACUAUACUUCUAAAUAUCUGCCAGAGACUAAUUAUGAUGGGACACUGUGUCACAGCAUCCAGUACAGAUCAGGAGAGAAGCGGUACAUGCUAGUUGGACCCAGAAUGAGUAUAGGAUCUACUAUAGUUCCAGGCAGUCAUGCAAAUACUCUAGUGCUGCCUGACAGGAGAAUGACAUCUGAAGAGGUAAGAGAUAUUAAAAGUUUUUUAUUUUAUUUUACGAAAUAAGCAUAUUUCUAUUCAUGAAUUUGUGAUGGCUUAAGAAAGCUUACGUACUCAUAACCAGACCUCUUACAAAAAACCCUAAUGUGUUUCUGGCAACAUAUGCAGUAUUUUAUGUCCUAAAACAUUUUUCCACGUUUGUCAUAUUUUGAAGCUUCUUAACCUGACACUUAGCAGUUUAUAAUAUACUUAUGUUCAUGUAAUAUAUGUAAAUAUCAAUCCUUACGCAACCAUCUUAAUGGGCCGUAGCUUUCCUUGUGGUUUGUAAUUGCUGUCCAUGGUGCUGAAAAGGAUUCCCAUGCUUUCUCUGUUCCUCGAAUAUUACAAGUACAAAAAGAAAACCUACAGUUUGUAGAUCAUUUAACGUAUUGUUUUGGCUUUAGAAAAUAACGUUAGAUCAUUUCCUGAAAGUUCGUGGUUUUGUUUUUUUUUGUUUUAUUUUAUUAGGGGAAGCAUUGAGAUCUCUUAUUGACUCUGGACACCACGUCUUUAUCUUGUCUUGUGGCUUGACAGUAUGAGUUGUAGCCAAGUAUAAAACAAUUUUGCAUUAAACAGAUGUGAUAAAAACUGGACUAAUUCUCUGCUGUGAGACACCUGCUCGCAUGGUGUCAGUGUGAUAACAAAAAUCAGCAGCUCAAGAUGUUGUCGUCAUAGCUUUGUAAUCCGUCCUCCUCACACCAGCCUCAGUACAACAUUAGCGCAGUUUUUCUGUUCUUAUUCUAGUCUGCGUUUGCCUCAUUGUACCUGUUUAAAAAGGGAGUAUUUGUAAUCAGGUAACCCCUGGAGUCUUUUUUAAAGGUCAAAAAACUAUUUGUGAUGGAUUACUGGUGAUUUUGGAUAGAACCAUGG